GCAGCCAAACGUAGCCUGGCUUAUUGGGGCAGAGCCACCACCACCAGCACCCAUACUUGUGCAACCACCAGCAGCGCCAUCGCCAAAGCCGGGAGUCCGAAAGACAGUUCGUCGUGGGUACGGCCGAGACCGCGUAUGUUGAGUGAAACCUGGAUAAUCCUCAUCAGAAUCGGAGUCAGUAAGAACACGAUCCGACAACAUGCCGGAGUCAUCCGACGACCCAGGGUCGUUCCAAUCCUGGAACUCCAAGAUUUCAAUUUCGACUUUGUAGCGAAGCAGCCGCAGUUCAUGAUGAAUGAUCUCUUCUGGACGGAGGAACAAUUUUCUGCUUGUUUGCGUGAUUCUAAUAUUCCUGUGCUCUUCUUCUUGCUGCUGCUGCUGCUGCUCUUCUUUUGUUACUAGGAUCGCUGCAAGAUUCUCGGACAUGUCGGACUCUGAGGAGCACCACUUCGAGUCCAAGGCCGACGCCGGCGCCUCCAAGACCUACCCGCAGCAGGCCGGCACCAUCCGCAAGAACGGAUACAUCGUCAUCAAGAAUCGCCCCUGCAAGGUUGUUGAGGUCUCCACUUCCAAGACUGGGAAGCAUGGUCAUGCCAAGUGCCACUUUGUCGGCAUUGACAUUUUCAAUGGAAAGAAGCAUGAGGAUAUUGUUCCUUCAUCUCACAACUGCGACGUUCCACAUGUUGACCGCACUGAGUAUCAGCUGAUUGACAUUUCUGAAGACGGAUACGUUAGCCUUUUGACGGAGAGUGGCAACACUAAGGAUGACCUGAAACUUCCCACUGAUGAAAAUCUGCAAGCCCAGAUCAAGAGUGGAUAUGAUGAUGGAAAGGACAUUAUCCUGACUGUGAUGUCCGCCAUGGGUGAGGAACAGAUCUGUGCUCUGAAGGAGAUUGGGGGAAAGAACUACCCGUUUGGGAGGGCUUCACCGGCGGCUUCACGAGCGGCUUCAGGUGAAGCCCUCUCAAACAACUUCCGCUAA
Molecule: messenger RNA, 982 nt
Organism: Panicum virgatum (switchgrass)
Lineage: Eukaryota; Viridiplantae; Streptophyta; Magnoliopsida; Poales; Poaceae
Product: eukaryotic translation initiation factor 5A-like
Exons: 6
Coding region: 296-982 (228 amino acids)
Biological process (GO): positive regulation of translational termination; positive regulation of translational elongation
Molecular function (GO): ribosome binding; RNA binding; translation elongation factor activity
Source: RefSeq, a predicted model, not a curated record